This is a messenger RNA of Solanum stenotomum, 1749 nucleotides long. RefSeq lists its product as uncharacterized. The annotation marks the transcript as partial. Gene Ontology annotation, cellular component: catalytic step 2 spliceosome. Lineage: Eukaryota; Viridiplantae; Streptophyta; Magnoliopsida; Solanales; Solanaceae. Gene Ontology annotation, molecular function: RNA binding. The record is from RefSeq and is a predicted model, not a curated record. Gene Ontology annotation, biological process: mRNA splicing, via spliceosome. The transcript has a single exon.
AAAAUUAAGUGUUUUACCCAAAUUUUCAUUGUAUUUUCAGCUGCUUGAUUUCGAGCUCCAGUCCAGCGAAUCUCAAAAGUUGUGUUCUUCAACUUCAUCAGAUUCGGGGUUUUGCUUUGUGCUAAAUCGCAGGUAUUUAGGUCAACAAACCCUAGAUUUACUGUUAUUGAAGAACACAUAGUAGUAGUUUUUUAAGAUACUGUAUUUUAGACAUUAUAUGUGCUGGCUGUGUUUAUUGAAUCUGUAAUUGUAAGCGAAGUUUAAGAUUAUGGAGAGGGAUUUGAGUGAGAAUGGGCACCGUAGGAGAAGGGACAAAUCAGAGGAUGAGGAUAGCGGGAAAGUAGAGCGGAAAAAGUACGAGGAUAGAAAAACUUAUGGUGAUAGGGAGGAUAGGAGGGAGAGAAGGUGGAGAACUGAACGCCGUGAGAGCGAUGAUGAUGGUGAGGGUAGGAGGGAGAGAAGAAGAACCGAACGUGGAAAUAGGGAUGGCAGUGAUGAUAAAAAGGAUGAUUCGAGGCGAGGUGAACAUGGAGAUGGUGGUGAAAGGAUGGAGAGGAGGGGAAAAGAUGGGAAUAAGGAGAAUGAUGAUGAAAGGGAUGAUAAGAGGGAGAGCAGAAAAGAGGAAAAGCAAGUUGAUUAUGUUGAUGAAAGGGAGGAUAGGAAGGAAAGAAGGCGGAGAAUUGAACGCAGUGAGAGUGAUGACGAUGGUGAGGAUAAAGAUAGGGAUGAUAGGAGAGCAAGAAGGCAAAGAGCUGAACAUGGAAAUAGGGAUAGUGGUGAUGAUGAAAAGUAUGAUUCGAGGCGUAAGAGGCGAGAUGAAAAUGAAGAUGGUGGUGAAAGGAUGGAUAUGAGGCGAAAAGAUGAGAAUAAGGACGACAAUGAUAGGAGGGAUAGAAGGAGAAAAAAUGAACAGGUGAAUGAUAGUGAUAAGAGGGAGAGCAGAAAAGAGGAAACCCAAGUUGAUGAUGACGAUGAAAGGGAUGAUAGGAGAAAGAAGAGGCGAAGACAUGAGGGUGAAGGUGGUGACUUGAAGGAUGAUAAGAAGGAGAGGAGUCGAAGGAAUGAAGGUGAGAGUGAUGAUAGGAAGGAGAGGAGGCGACAGGAAGAUGACGAUGAAAAGGUGCAUAAGAGAAGGAAGGAUGAGAUUGGACACAGGGAUAGAGUUGAUCGGUAUAAUGAUGGUAGAGAAGGGGACAAAAGAGGGAGGAAGGAUGUAGAGAGAGAAAAGAGGGUUGAUGGUGAUGACAAUAAUAGAAAGGAUAUACGGCAAAGGGAUGGAGAUGAUAAGCAUGGGAAAGAGAAGAAUAGGAAAGAUAAUGCACAAGAGGAUGGGGCUUUUAAAGCCAAUGAGGAUUCCAAGGUGCAAAAGCAAGAUGCUAAUUUGCCUACUGACUUAGCAAAGUUGGGAAGGAGUGGGGGUGUUUACAUUCCACCAUUCAAAUUGGCUAGAAUGAUGAAGGAUGUUCAGGACAAGAGCAGUGUUGAGUACCAGAGGAUGACUUGGGAUGCUCUGAGGAAAAGUAUCAAUGGGCUGGUGAAUAAAGUUAAUGCAGCGAACCUCAAAAAUAUUAUUCCAGAGUUGUUUGCAGAGAAUUUGAUCCGUGGGAGGGGACUGUUCUGUAGAUCCUGUAUGAAGUCCCAAAUGGCUUCUCCCGGUUUUACUGAUGUAUUUGCUGCUUUGGUAGCAGUGGUUAACACCAAGUUCCCAGAAGUGGGUGAUCUGUUGCUAAGAAGGAUCAUACUGCAGCU